CUCACCGGGCGCUUCAUGCACGUCACCGACUUUCAUCCCGAUCCGUACUACAAGAGAAAGGCUACGCUCGAGUCCGGUUGCCAUCGCCUCAAGGGCGAAAAGGACCCCGACGAUUUCAGAAGCAAGCGCAAGAGUCGUGUCGACCGCUUCUGGCCCACACGCGACGGAGGAGACGACGAUGACAUUGAGGCUGGAGAGUGGGGAACACCCAUCUCAGACUGCGACUCGCCGAUCACCCUUGUUGACCUGACCUUCGAGUGGCUCAAGAAGGAGUGGACAGAGCAGGUGGAUUUCAUUGUUUGGACGGGCGACAGCGCUCGGCAUGACAUCGACCGCUUCCUCCCCCGUUCAGGCAAAGAGAUUUUUGACCUCAACAAAAUGAUGGCGCAGCGCAUGGUCGAGACGUUUGGGAAGAAGGUGCCCAUUAUCCCCUCGCUUGGUAACAACGACGUCUACCCCCACAACAUUAUGGAACCUGGGCCGAACCGCGUAACUCAAGAGUUUCUGACAAUAUGGAAGCACUUCAUUCCGGAGGAGUACCGUCACGUGUUCGAGCGUGGCGGCUACUUUGCCGUCGAGGUCAUUCCUGACCAACUUGCCGUUAUCUCGCUCAACUCAAUCUACUUCUUCGUUUCCAACACCGCCGUUGACGGUUGCCGCCCUGGCUCUGGUGAGCCGGGUGACCAGGAGAUGGAGUGGCUCGAGGUUCAGCUGCAGCAAUAUCGCGACCGCGGCAUGCAAGUCCAUCUCAUAGGUCACGUCGCACCACACGAGGGCCUAUACUAUGACGACUGCUAUGUGCGGUAUGGAGACCUCGCCCUCCGAUACCAGGACACAAUCGUUGGACACCACUAUGGCCACCAAAACAUUGAUCACUUCUUCUUCAUGGACGUCCCCGAGCUCGAAGCUAUCUCGAACGGCGCGUCGGCUGCCGCCAAUGGCACCCUCUACCUCGAGAUCGAGCCGGAGCAAAAGCUUGCCCACCCGUCUAGCGGGAGGUUCAAGAUCUUUGGGAGGAAGAAGUCCGCGACGCUCAAGGACCAGCUAAGGAAGUCGUUCGCAGGGCUCCCCGGACCCACAGAGCUCAAGUACAAGGACUACGCCGUCAUCAACGUCGCGCCGAGCAUCAUCCCGACCUACCAACCUGCCGCGCGCAUUUAUUCGUACAACAUCACUGGCAUAUCCCUUGACUCCAAAGCGCGCGAAGAGGGCGUGUACCCACAGCCGGAUGACCCAGUGGACGAGAUGCGGAAGAAGCCGAAGGGCAACUGCAAGAAACCUGAAAACUGGUACAAGCCGCACUGUUCGUUCAAGACAAGGCCGCGUUACGCGUCGCCUGAGUCGCCGUCGCGCUCCAACAAACCCUUCACCAUUUUGGGCUACACUCAGUUCUUCAUUCCUGAGCUUGACAAGCCCAGAAACUCCGAGGUGCCACCUGGGUGGGAGAUCGAGUACACCACAUUCAAAGCGCGGUCGCUUCUCCCCGACUCGCUCACGAAUGGCAUACACAAAUCGUACGGCCAGCCUCCACCCGUGCCGUUCCAUCUCUUGCCCGCUUUCGACCCUGACAUCGUGGACCUCAUCACGGACGACGACGUCACGCUCCUCGAUACCGAGGACCGCGUUGCCAGUCCCGACAGCGAAACGGAGAGUAAGAAGCAGGCGUUCUUGCUCGCCAUCAAGCGCAUCACCCCGUGGAAGCUCAAGGAUCUCACGAUCAAGAGCUAUGUCAACUUUGCGCGCAGACUAGCCAACGACAAGAAGGCAUUCAGGAAAUUCCUCGACUAUAUGUUCGUCUCCAGCUGCCCUGGGGACACAUGCUAG
Cutaneotrichosporon oleaginosum is the source of this 1824-nucleotide messenger RNA. RefSeq lists its product as uncharacterized. The record is from RefSeq and is a predicted model, not a curated record. Gene Ontology annotation, biological process: polyphosphate catabolic process. Gene Ontology annotation, molecular function: phosphoric diester hydrolase activity; endopolyphosphatase activity; exopolyphosphatase activity. Gene Ontology annotation, cellular component: fungal-type vacuole; membrane. NCBI's taxonomy places the organism in Eukaryota, Fungi, Basidiomycota, Tremellomycetes, Trichosporonales, Trichosporonaceae.